AUGAGACUCUUCUUAGCGCUAUUAUUGCUACUCGGAGCAGCAAAUGUGGAAGGACACUUGGGUCUUCCUCAUCCCCUGGCUCUCGCUUCCACAUUCUCCCAGAUCUACCAUCAACUUGACAGCAUCAACCUUGGGAAUUGCUCUCUUGCAAAUGUAUCCCUCGCAUUGAACGCGACAAAUACACCGCUUCCAGUGCCAUCCACGGGGUUGACUCUCAAAUACGUUGCAUUAGGCCGAGGAACACAGAACUACACCUGCCCAUCGAAUGGUUCCACGAAUUUAGUCACUACCAUCACGCCCAAAGCCACGGGGGCUGCCGCUACACUCUUUGACGCCUCUUGCAUUGCAUCAUCCUCUCUACCUCUACUCCACGAAGUCCCCGCAAUCAUCAGCGCCACUCCACUUGGAUCUCUCACAUUUAUGGCAGCCCUCGUGGCCCAAGGCACGAGAAGCACCAACCUCAUUAUUGGUGAACAUUACUUCAACGCUGGCGGAGAUCCGGUUUUCGACAUGUCACUGAGUGGCUCCCGUUCAUGGGUUGCUACGAGCAAAUUAGCAUCUGCUCCAGCGCCAAAGUCAACAUCGGGAUCCUCCGGCGAUGUUCCGUGGCUUAAGCUAGGAUACAAGAAAGGGAACGGCAUUCGGGAAGUUUACCGAGUUGUGACAUCUCAAGGCAACCCGCCAUUGACAUGCUCUGGUCAAAAAGCAACGAUCCAAGUUGAUUAUGCCGCCGAGUAUUGGUUUUUUGGGUGA
Penicillium digitatum Pd1 is the source of this 753-nucleotide messenger RNA. RefSeq names its product DUF3455 domain-containing protein. Lineage: Eukaryota; Fungi; Ascomycota; Eurotiomycetes; Eurotiales; Aspergillaceae. The record is from RefSeq and is a predicted model, not a curated record.